AUGGGUACUUUGUUCAUAGCACUGUGGAUCAAUUCAGUGGUGAGAGCAGACCUGUUACUGGAUGAUGCAGAGAUUAUUCAGGGUUUGAAAGAUGUUUUGGUUGGCAUGAAGGUUGGAGGUAAAAGAAGAGCACUGAUACCUCCAGAGGUGGGAUAUGUCAGUGAAAACUUGAAACCAAUCCCUGAUCAGUUUGGCCCAAGGAGAAGCCUUCUCUCUCAUGCAAAGGAGCCAUUAAUUUUCGAGGUUCAACUCUUGAAGGUCUUAUGAUGCACAUUUAAUCAUAUAAUGAGAUUCAAAUCAAAAAACAUUGUAAGAAAUCCCCAACAAUGAGGCAUGUGCUUGUUUUAAUUCAACCUGAAUUUUGUCCAGUG
Messenger RNA from Dioscorea cayenensis subsp. rotundata (Guinea yam), 371 nucleotides. Its product is annotated as peptidyl-prolyl cis-trans isomerase FKBP16-1, chloroplastic-like. The record is from RefSeq and is a predicted model, not a curated record. The transcript is spliced from 5 exons. The coding region runs from base 1 to 267 and encodes 88 amino acids. Gene Ontology annotation, molecular function: peptidyl-prolyl cis-trans isomerase activity. NCBI's taxonomy places the organism in Eukaryota, Viridiplantae, Streptophyta, Magnoliopsida, Dioscoreales, Dioscoreaceae.